GACACAACAUUACCUCAAAGGGACAUAUCGACUACAAAAAACACAAAUCAACCACAAGGACACACAAAAUUACUAAAAAGACACAAAAAAUAAACAAACAAAAAAAGACACAAAUAUACCCUAAAGAAACACAAAACUAUACCCCUAAGAGACACAACAUUACCUCAAAGCAACACGAAACAAUUACAAAGACACACAAAAUGACCAAAAAAGACAUCAAAUUACCACACAGAUACACAAAACCAUAACGUGAUGCUGUCAGUAACAAAGAGGUGCAAAACAACAACAGCAAACAGAGACAAAGCCAAAGCAGAUGAGAGGUGGUGGUGGGGCCUUUAAGGUGUCUGUACCCAGGGACCCAUUGUCUCAUUAUCCGCCCAUGAUUGUUAAUAUAUAUUUUGGGUUGGAUCCAUAAUUACACUCUUUGGCACGGAGCCCCUGAAAGCAGCACAGCAGCACCUGGCUCCACUCCCACUCUGAGACACACGGGCUCGUGCACAGGUGCUUCCAGGCUGCCUGACAGUCAUCACCGUGUCCAAUUAACGCCACGGCAACAUCCCUCCAACAAAAGUUGCCGGGGGUGGGUCCAGAGAGGCAACCCCUGCCUGCAGUUACGCGUGGAUACCCCUUUAAAAGGCUCACCAUGUUGCCAUCACAUGCUCCAGCACUGAAGUAGGAUGUUCUUGUUGUUGUUGUUAUGUAAAAUGUUUCUGAUACAGUCGGACUUUUGCUGAGGAUCUCUACACUUUGUGCAGCAGGAGGGGGUCCUGCCCACCCCCAGUGUGUCAGUCAGGCAUGUUGUGCUGCUAGUUGUUGUUCAGCAGCAACACACACACACACAUACACACACCCCAACAGACUGGUGCGCAAACUGAAAGCUGCGUACACUCUUAAUGCCAAGUGACGGAUAUAAGCGACGUGUGUGCGGACUCUCCAGCAGCAGCACUCCGGGGGCUCUGCAGCCGUGGAUGGGAUCUAAAAACAUCCUGGAAGGAGAGGAGAGUUGUUUGCUCCGUCUCUCCUCCUCCCGUCGAUAUUUCAGAGGUUCCCCUCGAGUGGAGUGGCGGAACAUCGGCGACAUUGGUGUUUAUUUCCUCUAGUUGAGCUGCAUCGGUUAACCAGUCGGACUUGCCUUACCUAGUCAUUUGGAAAACAAGGUGCCCUGACUGGCUCCUCGCGCCAGUGGAAACCAGACGAGAUAGUGCCCGCCACACACACACACACACGGAGAGAGAGAGCUACGGUACGGCCCCGUGGAGAAGCAUGUGAUGACUCACGCAAGGCAGAAGGGUUCCCUGAGGCAGAGCGACAGUAGUGCUGAGUGGUGGGACAACUCCCCUCUUUGGCCACAUGGUGGCACUAUGGGCGACGCCUGGCCUGAGCGCACACUGCGAUUCGGGAGGACAAAGAAGAUAAGUGAGAUCAUCAAACAAAGGAAAGACAUGGCCAAGAGGGUGAAAGACAAAAGAGGGAGGACGGAAAAAUCAGAUCAGCACAGAAAACUCGACCGGAGGCGUGACAAGAAACGGGACAGGAAGUUGUAUCCUUUGCGCGGGAGGGCUGGAGGUUCAGAUGGGGAGGGGCUCAGCUGUCACGUCCUGCUCACCCGUUUGGAGGAAAGCAUCCGUGAUCAAGAAAGGUCUGAAGAAAGGGUACGAAAGGACGCACGCAGACAUUUAACUCUCAAACCCAAACCCAGAAAAGGGAAAAGCAGUGAAAGAAAAGAGGUGAAGUCAUUACCAAAAACCAAAUCAAAGUCAAACAGCCCAAGUCGUGGCGAGUGUAUUCAUGUCCCACAACCUCGCAAGCGCAGACUGGCCUCUCUCAAUGCCGAGGCGGUGAACACUCUGCUGCUUGAAAGAGCUACUGACCCUCAGGCGGCAGCUAAACAGGCCAGGAGACAGGAAGAGCCCACGAAUGGAGGGAUAUCUCUGGAUACAAAUCCAACCAGGAGUGGCAUCCCUGGAGGUCUAAAGGCUUCACGAGGAAACAUCACCAGAGCCUCCAUGUCUCACAAACUUGAACUGUGCCAAAGCUCUAAGCAGGUCAAGAAGGCCAAAGCCAGCCGGGCAGAGAGCGGGGGGAUGAGUCAUGAGAGUCUGGACGCCCCCGCCCCCAGAAGACUGGCUGGACUCAACGCUGCAGCCCUGCUGAAAUUAACCAGCUCCUCUGCGACCAGUAAGCAGAGAGUAAAAGCUGCACCCACAGCUACUGUCACGUCAGACUGCAAGGCUCCUGCCUCAACCCCAAAACAGCACUCCAGAGUCAAACUCAGAGACAAGGGGCGCUCACAGAAGCAGAAGAAAAAGACCCCUCCCCUGCACAGUGGCUGCACAGCCUGCAGAAAGAAGGCGGACUUUGAGGCCAAAGUGGAGUGGGAGACCGGCAGCUGCACCCAUCGACUGACCAAACCAGGCUACCAGUCGCGCAGCAUGCUAGCAUACCCACUAAAGCAAGUGAAGGAGGAGCAGCUGGAGACCGAACUGAGCCCAUACUACUGCUGUCCCCCAGAGGGCUCAGUGGAAUACUGCCACCGCUUGGCCUUCUUCCUGGGCCAGCAGCCCUACACAGAAUCAGACGAUCAGCCACUCAACUCAGCCAUGACCCCUGUGAAGCGCGAGUGCCUCGUAACCUCACCUUCCCUGACGCAUUCCCACCCGCACACAGCCCUGACCCUCGGCCCCCACCCUUGCCUCUGCACCGCCGACCACUGCUUCUCCAGCUACUACGUUCACAUCGCCCACCCAACACACACUGGAACAACGUCAGCAGGCCUGGCCUCGCGGCCUCUGAACUUUGCACCCCCCAGUUUAUGCCCUAAUCGGAUGACUGGCUCCAAGCUGCUGGAUCCGCGGGUGUCUCACAGCUCAGGGCUGGCCCACCCCGCCUACUGCAACUCGGUGGCUUCACCCUGUUACAGUGACACCUGCGGGAUCGGUGGCUACACCUAUAGAGCGAUGCCUCCUGUCACCAGCAGGGGUUGUUCUUACAGCACAGGAUGCACUGGAUGCACACACAGCAUCAAAACAGAGGGUUACUCCUCCCCUCAGGGUGACCACAGCCCCUCCCUCCUGGUUCCCCCGUCCCUACCCAUCUCCAGUUGCCCUCUAUCCAGCGUGCCCACAUCCACCCAGACCAAACCCCACCUGCUGACCCCCCUGUCAGGGCGAGACCAGCCCCAGGCCAGGUUAAAGCUGGCCACAGAAUGCCCGCAGAGCAACGAGCCCUCCAACGGCUCCCUGUCCAUGGGCCGCACACGGCUGCCCCAGAAACAGUCGUCGGCCCUGCCAAGCCUCAGUGGCACCAAACAGAAGAGAGUGACUCGCAGACGUGCCACCAACGGCUGGCGGCCUGUUGGAAUGCCCACGGAGAGGGAGGUCUUCAUUGCGGGAGAGGAUGAGACGGCCCUGCGGCAGUGUUAUGAAGGAGUGGAGAGGGACGGUGAAGUGAUACACGUCAGAGACACUGUGCUGCUACGAUCGGGCCCCAGGAAGAAAUCCCUCCCAUAUGUUGCUAAGAUAUCAGCGCUGUGGGAGGACCCCAAAACAGGAGAGCUGAUGAUGAGUCUUUUCUGGUACUACCGACCUGAGCACACACAGGGAGGCCGAGAUCCCAGCACACACUGUGAGAAUGAGAUUUUCGCCUCUCGGCAUCAGGAUGAAAAUAGUGUGGCCUGCAUAGAAGACAGAUGCUACGUUCUCCCACUAGCCCAGUACUGUAGAUUUUGUGCCUUGGUGAAGCGGCGUGCCGAAGGUGCCCCACCUGGCAGCGCCAGCAUGGUGCCCUGCCGCCCCGACUUCGCCCCCCCUUCCCACCGCUGUGUGCCCACAGACGUCGACCCUGAGCUGGUGUAUCUCUGCCGGCACGUCUAUGACUUCCGUUACGGACGCAUCCUGAAGAACCUGCAGUAGAGGGUAGAAGGGGUGUGGCUCCCGUGAAUUAAUCAUAACAUAGCUCCCCCUCCUGGACAGGGCGGGGGCUGCUGAAGGACUGAACACCCCUGUCUUUUCUGCUGGGGACGCUCACGAUAAGAGGGAAGGGGGAUGAUGGGCUGGUUUCGAGGAGGGACAGAUGAAGCAAAAAGUGACACAUUAUGAAGCACAGAUCCCUUUAGUUGACUACAGAGGGGUCACAAUGCGACAGAUGAAUCCACGUCAGUCAGAGCACCAAUAUUUCCUGGUUUGGAAGAGUGAGGACGGGAGCAUUCAUUCAUCAGCUUGGAUUUUUCAGCUUCCACAACAGUGUGAGGUGACACGGAGGCUUGUGUGCGUCCCCCCUCCCCUCGCCUGCCAGGAAUGCUGAACACCAGGCUGAACUGGGCUACUGUCAGGACCGCGUUUCCCCCAGAGCAUCUUAGCACAACAAUCAUGUUUGUUCCAUUUGUAAGCCAAUGGCUCAGGAAUGGUCCGGCACUAAGGUGCUUCCGGGGGAACACAAGCCUGCGCUGUCAGCUCGAUGUUAACGGUGUUCAACCAGCCGGGGUGAAGGAGCAGCUAAUGGAGAGUGUCGUCUUAUUUCUCCUGAUUUGAGUUUGUCUCAGUCGUGUGUGUUUUGUGCGUGUGAAAGCGAGAGUGGGAGAGCGAGUGUUGUCAGUGUGGAUAAAUGGAUAAAUGUGUGAUGGUUUUUUAGGAGGCUUUCAGGCAAUCAAACCAAACAAGCAGCUUUAGAGGAAGCGGUGCUCCCUUUGCCCGUCCUCUCUCCUGUGUGCCACAGCGCACUGACACUGACAGAAACAUUUUCAUCUCGAGUGAUGCUCUGCGCAAACUAAAAUACUGUAUCUGAAGGGGGUCUGUGAGACAGACCUCCCCUCACCAAACUCGACUCUAGAGCAGGGCUUCUGUUACUUUGGGUCAGGACGCUAAAAAUAAAAUUGAUUCUAUUAGUAAAAACGCACAUUAGACAAAAGCCCCACUGUAUUUUCAAACUUUCAUCUCAGCCACAGUCCUGGCUUGAAGAUGCCCAGCUCUAGAGAGGCUCUUCUAACGGUCCAACAGAGAAAGCUGUUACUGAGGAGCCCUGUGAAGGUUAUUAAGACGAGGGCCAUCGUUCGUCAUUUUCUGUUUGUUUUCCCUCAUUCUUUCACCUUUCCUGUUCCCUGUGACUUGCCUUAUGACUUGCAGGUAGAGCUUCAGGCAGCUAGUCUCACCACACACAACUGGGGAGUGGUAGAACAGAUGUACUGUAAUCCCAAGACAAAGACUGACUGACAGCUGCGACAUGAACACUGGACAAAAUGCAUCGGUUUAGGGCUGCAGCGCAUGAUUGUUUUCAUCAUGAAUUACUACUUUUGGCAAUUAUGUGUCAUAGAAUAGUUUCCCACAGCCUAAGAUGGCUUCUUAACCUACCUUGUUUUGUUCAACUAGCAGUCCAACAGUUAAAUAUAUUCAGAUAUCUGACAUUUAUGACAGAGAAAAGCAUCAAAUCCUCACAUUUGACAAGCUAGGACCAAGAAAAGUUUGACAUUUUUUGCUUUAAAGGGGCAGUUCACCCAAAAAUGAUCAUUUGUAUAUCAGUUACUUACCCUGUGUUUUUUUUAAUUCAUGAAGCAAACAUUAUGUUCCUCACAUGCAUUCAUGGUGAAUGAAGAAUCCAAAAACAGAGAAAAUUAUUAACUAAUUGAAGUCAUAGGGGUCCACGUUUCUGCCGAUAUAGCCCCCUAAAUUACUCAGUCCGUGUUACUUUGAAUUUGUGAAGAAAACUUUGUUUUUAUCACAUGCGUUCAUGGUUAACGAAGAAUCCAAAAACAGAAAAUUCUUGAUGAAGUCAUAGGGGUCAAAACAUCCAACAUACAAACUCUCACAACUUGUGUAGUAUAAUCCAAGUCAUAUGUUCAGGUCUUCCCAAACUAGACGUCACGUUAACUAAAUAUUUUCCAUCAUUGACUGAAUUUUUUUUAACAAUUUUUUUAACUUUGAAGGCCGUUCAUCAUUUUUACAGGUCAGAACACCAACACGGAUCUACUGUAACUUUAAAUAACACGCUACAGACCAUUGCACAAUGUUUCGGCAGCUGAUUGUCUGAAAUGUCUCUGCAUGGUCGAUGUCUCCGUUCAUGUUAUUACUCUCUAGUUAUAAAUGCAUAAUCUGUAAGGUUGUUCUGUAUUCUAAUUAUUAAAAAUGAAAACUAAUGAGUGGAAAUUAAAUGCUAUUAAAUAUGUUUAGCUAUCAUGAAAAAUUUAAUUAAAAUGAGGGGUUAUAAUAGAUUAUGAUGGGAUCGUUUUAAGAGAAAUCUAAUGAAACUUUUGCUAAAGGCUUACUAUUUAAAACAGUGGUUCCCACCUGGUGGGUCAUGGUCCAAAAGUUUGUAAAAAACAUACUUUAUUUUUAAGUGCAGUGAAUUUCCAGCACAGAGAUUUUAUUUAAAAGUGCUCUUUGCUGCUGUAGAGUGAGUGACUAACAGACAGCUACUUCACAGAGACAACAAACUAGCUCGGCAACAUGGCCAAACAAAUCUGGACCCCAUAGCUGGACCAGUUGGGAACCACUGAUUUCAAACACUUCAGCAUUCGAGUAGUGCACCUGAAGAAGGGCAUGCAUUUGAACUCUGCUUGUGAUUGUUUAUGUGGAAGCGAAAAUACAUGGGAUAGGAAAGUAACGAGCAUACAACUGGAUAAAUGAGACUUGGAUUAUACUGCACGUUAUGUGAGCUUGUUACGGAGUAUUAUGAUAUGUGGCCUCCAUUUGCUUCAGUUCAUCAAGAAUUUUCUUCUUUUUUGGAGUCUUCAUUCACAGUUGAGGCAUGUGAAGAAAACAAAGUUAUCUUCAGGAAUUCAACGUAACACAGGGUGAGUAAUUGAUAUACAAAUGAUCAUUUUGUGGUGAACUGUCCCUUUAAGAAGUGACGGAAAUGAUCGUAUAAUCAUUGAAAUAGUUUGCAGAUUAUUUACCAGUCGAUCAGCUGAUGAAAUACUUGAGUCAUUGUUGCAGCUCUAAACUCGUUAAAUACACAGUGCACAUCUCAUGUCAUCGACCUGCUGUGCUCUAGCUGCUCGCGUUGCGGAAAUGUCCAUUCUACCUGCUCUAAUUCUACAUCCACACCAAUUAUUUCCCUCCUCCUCCCUCCUCCCCCUGAAGAUAAACCAAAGGAUGUCACACAAGCCAGAGUCCUCGUCUCCUCCCUCGCACUCCUCCUCAUUGUCAGCACUUCUGCCUUCGUUCCCUUUAUUAUAUUGCACUAAUCCAUUCCUUAAUUACAACAAACGUGUUCACCUUUUUUUUUGUGUGUGUUCCAGCUACUAAUAUCUUACCGGGAGGGGGGGGCCAUACUGUGUGUGUCAUUUAUGUGAGUGUGUGUGUUUUGCAGAGAAGGAAACAGUGAGGAUGUCAUGGCUGCUUUUUGUCAGUGCAAACUGUAUAUUUCUAUUCUUUCACCUGUAGAGGAGUCGGCCAGCGUGUUCGCCAUGUUACCCGAUGCACAACCUGUUGAGUCCCAUGGAAUAUAUACAGUAUAUAUAUAUUACUAGAGUCAUUCCAUUUGAUUUCUGAAUCAGCUCUGACAUACUUAUAUAAAUAUACAGUAUAUAUAUAUAUAUAUGUAUGUAUCCACACUGUUAAUGUGAUUUAGAUUGCAUCUGGACGGAGGCCUGACGCGCUGUGCGGACAAACGUAGCACCAUGUUAGACGUGUAUUUGGAUUGACGGGGGGUGGGAAUGCGUGGGAGGGUGUUCGAUACUUAAUUGAGUGGUGGUGGAUGUCAGACCACACUCUUUCAUUGCCUUUUAACCUGCAAGUGUUUUACUGUCGCUCAGAAAAUGAGUAGCGUCGGAGUGUGUGUACCUUUAAAAACAUAAAGAGUACCCGAUUGCUUUCCUACACUGCAAACGCCCUGUUCUUCAACAUUGGAUCAAAGUUUUCACCCUGAAGCCAUCUUUGACUUUUACUCUAUUUGAGCAGCAUGACUCCGAACCCAAAACAAAAUCGAAUCCUGAUGAUUGGGUUGUUUUUUUUGUUUUUAAUUUCUAUUAUCGCCCAGAUUCUUCAAAGAGGUAAUAUAUAUUCUCCUACUUUACAAUUUCUCCUUAUUAAGAAUAUUUUAUUAUGUCGAUUUCCUAAGAUGGCAUAUGCAAUAUAUUUUUAGACUUACUAUUUUUGGAAAAAUUAACUUGAACAAAUCAAGAAAAGGAAUAUGCAUUUUUAUUUCAUUUCAAAUCAGUUUAAAGUCAUCACAGCGUUAAUCAGAAUCAGAAUCAGAAAUACUUUAUUGAUCCCCGAGGGGAAAUUAUUUAUUUAUAAUUGAGAUUUGACCAAAUGAAAGAAAGAGGAGACUGAACGGACUCGAUGCCGUCACAUGACCUGAGGUUGUAGAUAAUGAGACACUCCCUUCCAGGCGAUUUCUAAUGAAGUGUACAUAUCUGAAUCCAGGAAGCACCGGGCACUCUUUAAACAAGCAGACAGCCAAUGCACAGUGUAGUAUUUUUGCAAGAUCUGUAAUAAUUAUAUUUAAAGUAAGAAAAAAAAAAUAUUUAAAUGGAGUAAACAAUACGAUAUAUUAAGAUUUCGAUUUAACUUAUUUGGAAAUACUGUGUCUAAUUGAUUAACUAUAUCCUGUUUCUUUGUGCUCCAGGAUAGAAAUGAAUUUCUGUUUAUUUGUAACUUAUAAGUUUAGAAAUUAAAUGGUUGAGUGGCGGUUUGUUGACAGAGAUGUAAAUGUUGUUUAGUUAAUAUCAUUUCGUUGUCAGGGGGUGGAGACCAGACCAAAGCACACCCUGGCAGACGGGAGAGCAGAAGUGGCUCGCGGAUCGCAGGCAGAUUUGAUUCCCAGAUCUGACCUGUGUGAAGAGACGACUUCCAGCUCUCCUGCCUAACCUGACUGACCUUAAGUGUGACGUUUGGGAGAAUGCCGCGGCAACAUGGUCACCUGAGCUUUUAUUGAUUCGUCCUAUUAGGGGAGAGACAGAGACAGAACACCUGAGACAGGACGGGACGUCCUCUGGGCUCCAGGUAGAAGAUCCCCUCAGGCGCUGAUCUAAGACCAGUUUCCCUUCUCUAAAUUUAGCCCAAUAUUACAGAGGGUUUUCAGUAAGGAAUUAGGGACUGUACGAAAAUUAUUGAGGAUGGGAUGGUGAGAAAAGAUGCGAUUUUUGUUAAAAGAGUAGCUUCAGUAUUUUUUAACCUGGACCUUAUUUUCCAAUGUUUAUGUGUGUAAGUGACUAAUGGGAACAACAGUUUUUGAAAUCGGUCCAGUAUUGAGCAAGAGGGCUGCAAGGGAACCACUUAGGACAUGUUCGCACUGCCAGUUAACCAAAAGUGCUUGUUUUGCAACUGACAGACUCAGAUUGUUAUUUCAAGUGUCUGACAACAUUAUGGAAAGGAUCCCUACAGAGAUAGACCUUUUUGUUAAAGAUGGAUUAUUUUUGUUUAACCAGAAACAGCCCCAAAGUCGCUGUCACCAGACUCCAUUUAAAUAACCUGUAAUUUAAGCUUGGAUAGAGGCAGCAUAUUCUUACAACUGAAUGGAUGAAUUGAGGUUUUAUUUCAACCAAACCAGAGUUGGUGGUUGUUGGAACGUUGGAAGAACAAACCAAGAUGGUUAUUAUGAGCUUAAAAUUGUUUUUGACGACUUUGAAUGAAUUGUGUUGUACGAUUAUAAAAUUACUGUUUUUUUAAAUGGAGUCUGGUGGGUUUGGUGAGAGAAAUUUCAGGGCUGUUUCUGGUUAAACAAAUAGGUUCUUACUCUUUGAAAAAAGGCCUAUCUCUGUCGGGAUCCUUUCCAUAAUGUUGUCAGACACAUAUAAUAAAAGUCUGAGCCUGUCAGUGGCAAAAACAAACACUGCAAGUGGACAUAAAUUGACGGUACACAAUUGCCCAUUGACGUUACAUUGCAGCCUGUUUCACACUGCGAGCUGCAGCCCUCUUGCUCAAUACUGGACAGUUUUUAAAAAUUGUUGCUUCCAUUAGUUACUUAGACAGAAAAAUUUAGGAAAAUAGGGUUCCAGGUUGAAAAAAUACUGAAGGUGCCCUUUAAGGGAGGGUUGUCUAUAUUUGCUGGGAAAGCAGUGGAGGGUGUUUCAACAUUUUCUCACUCCAGAAUCGUAAUUUUUUUUUAAUUAUAUCUGUCAGCACCAAAACAGUUGGCGCCUUAGUUUGUUUGCCAUAAAUGGGUUAUUUUUUAGAUAUUAAAUGGAAGGUAUUGCAGUUUUUUUAAACCGAGGGAGGGUGCAAAGACAAUAUUUAUAUUUAUGUGUAGUAAUUUUCGUACAGUCCCUUAUUUGAGUCAUUAAAGGUUCAAUGUUUUACAGUUGGCUGAGAGGAAAUUUAGGAAUUUUAAUAUGAUGCAUGGGUCGGUCAAAUUGAGGAUUUGCUGAACAGCUUCUCCCACCAUCUCACUCAGCUGGCCACCGUUGCCUUUCUCCCAGAUGUGCAUUGACGGUGUUCGUCCCCUAGAGGGCAGGAAUCCUAUGUGUGCAGAACAGUCUCAUGGCCACAUCCCAAAGCUGCUCAGCGGCUUCCUCUCCUUGUCCUCUUUCCUUGCAUCCUUAUCUUUUGGCUACUGAGAGUGAUGCAGGAGCUUCCUGGAAAAAAGGCGAUGAAGAGCGCUCAGUAAAGGGAAGCUGCCAUGAGUCAUCCUCCCAAGUGCUGGCCAGCCCUGCAGAAUAGCAUGGACUAGAUUGUAUGUUAUUAUUUAUGUGACUUAAUUUCCUAGCAGCUUUGCAUGGACACAGUUGCAUCUUUUGUUGCCAUGACAACCAGGCAUGGCCAGCACGCGGGAGGAGUGUGUGUACGUAUAGGGUGUCCACGGUGGUGUGGGGGUCAAACACUGAGUGACCUUUACUGAUGCCACACAGGAAGUGUGUUCGCUCCAUGAGUUCAAAAACAAAAACACCCGACCAGCCCGUGAGAUUCUGCUUUCUGUGUGGUCCGUAUUGAUGCUUAUUGUCAACAUAUAUUUUGAUAUAUUUGGAAAAAAACGGGGGAUAUACAGUAAAAAAAAAGUCUAGAUAUUUUUGGAGUAGAGAAGCAACGUGUGUAUCAGAUUAUUGUCACUUUGUCAUGCUCUCUGAAAAUCUCUUGGAUUUUUUGGAAGAAUUAUAUAACAUCCCUAAUGAUUUAAUGUUCCAUUGAAAGAAUAUUUAUAAAUUUUAAGUCCUUUGUGAAAA
Molecule: messenger RNA, 11095 nt
Organism: Epinephelus moara (kelp grouper)
Lineage: Eukaryota; Metazoa; Chordata; Actinopteri; Perciformes; Serranidae
Product: bromo adjacent homology domain-containing 1 protein
Exons: 7
Coding region: 1269-3911 (880 amino acids)
Molecular function (GO): chromatin binding
Source: RefSeq, a predicted model, not a curated record